Molecule: messenger RNA, 822 nt
Organism: Camellia sinensis
Lineage: Eukaryota; Viridiplantae; Streptophyta; Magnoliopsida; Ericales; Theaceae
Product: receptor-like protein kinase ANXUR2
Biological process (GO): protein autophosphorylation
Cellular component (GO): plasma membrane; plasmodesma
Molecular function (GO): transmembrane receptor protein tyrosine kinase activity; ATP binding
Source: RefSeq, a predicted model, not a curated record
AUGGAGAAUGGAUCCUUGGAAGAUCAUUUGUCCAACACAAACAACAAUACACUUCUGUGGAAAGAACGACUCAAGAUCUGCAUUGGUGCAGCUCUAGGACUACAACAUCUCCAUGAGAAUGCGAAGCAAAGAGUCAUCCACGGUGACAUAAAGCCAGCUAAUAUUCUGUUGGACGAGAAUUGGGUUGCAAAACUUACUCAUUUUAGGUUUUCCAAAUUAAUACCCAAUAACACUACAUUUGUAACACUAACGGAUUCAAAUGUUUGCGGUACUAUGGGAUAUAGGGCACCAGAGCUCUGGAUGCACGGAAAAUUAACAACAAAAUCUGACGUAUAUUCAUUUGGUAUGGUGUUGUUGUCAGUAUUGUGUGCUAAGAAGCCAUAUUAUGAGCUAGAUGGGGAUUGCAAGUCAUUAGUAGAUCAGUUCAUGAAUAGUAUCAAAACCAUUGAUCGAAUCAUUGAUCCAAAUCUGAUUGGGAAAAUAGCACCCGAAUGCUUGAAGGAAUUUGUCGAUAUUGCAAUAAGUUGUCUACUUGAUCAGGACAACUGGCGACCCUCGAUAGACAAUGUGGUAAGGAACCUCCAAUCUGCAUUACUACUGCAGGAGGCUUGGGAGAAUCAUUUUGAGAUUGGUGCUGAGUUACCUGUGAUUGACGUUUACUGUUGUAGCAUUUUCUCUACUGAUGGUUACUGGACAAUUGGUGAUUUGCGUCUUUUUCCAUCAAAUGUUGAUGAUGAUCUUGCUGAUGAUCUUGCUUCAAAUCUUGACGGAGGAUCGAAUGGGUACCUGUCAGACACAGAUUUUGAUGAAUUAAUUCGUUAA